This is a messenger RNA of Sclerotinia sclerotiorum 1980 UF-70, 2145 nucleotides long. RefSeq lists its product as hypothetical. Gene Ontology annotation, molecular function: heme binding; catalase activity. Gene Ontology annotation, biological process: response to oxidative stress; hydrogen peroxide catabolic process. Bases 1 to 2145 code for a protein of 714 amino acids. Gene Ontology annotation, cellular component: cytosol. The record is from RefSeq and is a predicted model, not a curated record. NCBI's taxonomy places the organism in Eukaryota, Fungi, Ascomycota, Leotiomycetes, Helotiales, Sclerotiniaceae. The transcript has 5 exons.
AUGCAAUUGGCAGCAGUCCUAAGCCUCGUGGGCUUGGUUACGGCUCAAUGUCCGUACGGAUUUGACACACCACUUCAAAAGCGUGAAUCUAUUGAUGCUCAAGCCAGUAGUUCUAGUUUCUUGAAUCAAUUCACAAUUAACGAUACCGAUGCACACUUUACCACCGACGCAGGUGGGCCUAUGCAAGAGGACACUAGUUUGAAAGCUGGGGAGAGAGGUCCAACACUGCUUGAAGAUUUCAUAUUUCGUCAAAAGAUACAACACUUCGAUCAUGAAAGGGUUCCCGAACGUGCCGUGCAUGCUAGAGGUGCCGGCGCCCAUGGCGUUUUCACAAGUUAUGGAAACUACAGCAAUAUCACUGCAGCUAGCUUUCUCAAUGAACAAGGCAAAGAAACGCCUGUUUUUGUGCGGUUUUCCACGGUAGCGGGAAGUAGAGGUAGUGCUGAUACUGCGCGCGAUGUCCAUGGCUUUGCUACCAGGUUUUACACUGACGAAGGGAAUUUUGACAUUGUUGGAAACAACAUUCCCGUUUUCUUCAUUCAGGAUGCAAUCCUAUUCCCUGAUUUGAUUCAUGCUGUCAAACCAUCUCCGGACAACGAGAUUCCCCAGGCCGCAACAGCUCACGACUCCGCUUGGGAUUUCUUCAGUCAGCAACCAAGCUCACUUCAUACUCUCUUUUGGGCAAUGGCUGGAAAUGGAAUUCCAAGGUCAUUUCGUCACAUGGAUGGUUUUGGUGUUCAUACAUUUCGUCUAGUCACUGAUUCCGGUAGUUCCAAGUUGAUCAAAUGGCAUUGGAAGAGUAAACAAGGAAAGGCAAGUUUAGUCUGGGAGGAAGCCCAAGUGCUAGCGGGGAAGAAUGCCGAUUUCCACAGAAAGGAUUUAUGGGAUGCCAUUGAAAGUGGGAAUGGUCCUGAAUGGGAGCUAGGCAUUCAAGUUGUGGAAGAAGACGAUGUUUUAAAGUUUGGAUUUGAUCUUUUGGAUCCCACAAAGAUGAUUCCUGAAGAACUUGUUCCAGUUGAAAGAAUUGGAGUCAUGAAGCUGAAUGCCAAUCCAAGAAAUUAUUUUGCGGAAACGGAGCAAAUUAUGUUCCAACCAGGACAUAUCGUUCGUGGUGUGGAUUUUACAGAUGAUCCUCUUCUUCAAGGACGUAUCUUUUCAUACUUAGAUACGCAGCUCAAUCGCCACGGUGGACCAAAUUUCGAACAACUUCCUAUCAAUCGCCCACACGUCCCAGUUCAUAACAACAAUCGUGAUGGUGCAGCACAACAAUUUAUCCCACUUAACACCGCUGCAUACUCUCCAAAUACUCUCAGUAAUGCCAAUCCAAAGCAAGCAAAUCAAAAAGUUGGUAGGGGAUUCUUCACAGCCCCUGGAAGGACCGUCUCAGGCAACCUGGUAAGGACGGUGUCGUCAACCUUUUCGGACGUUUGGUCUCAACCUAGAUUGUUUUACAAUUCUCUCAUACCAGUGGAACAACAAUUUCUCAUCAACGCCAUUAGAUUCGAAACCUCGCAGCUCACAUCUGACGUGGUGAAAUCGAAUGUCCUCAUUCAACUUAACCGCGUUUCGCACAAUCUUGCCGCACGUGUCGCUGCAGUCUUGAACCUACCUGUUCCGGAAGCAGAUGAUACUUACUACAAUGAUAACAAAACUUCUUCCAUUACAAUAUUCGGAAAUGAACUGCCAACCAUCGCGACACUUAAUGUUGGAGUUUUGGUAACUGUCAAAAACAAUGGAAGUUUAACGCAAGCGUCCAAUCUGGUAACCGCAUUUUCGACAUCUGGUGUGAAUGUAAAAGUUGUGGGGGAGAUCUUGACAAGUGGAAUAGAUGCAACCUACAGCGCAUCGGAUGCAACACUAUUUGAUGGCAUCAUUGUAACCGAUGGUGCCGAGAUACUAUUCACAAAUGGAUCAAAAUCAACGUACUUCCCUGCUGACCGCCCUCGUCAGAUCUUGUUAGAUGGGUACAACUGGGGAAAACCUGUUGGAGCUUUAGGAGGUGCGAAAACGGCGUUAAACGUUGCGCAAAUAUCUUCUGGGGCAGGCGUGUAUAGUAAUGCAACGGAUGUAAAUGCGUUUGUUAAGGAUUUCGAAGCUGGAUUGAAGACAUUCAGGUUCGUUGAAAGAUUUGCUUUGGAUGAAUAA